AUCAGCGUCUCACUCUGUCUCAAUAUGUCUCAAGAUGGCGGCCAAUGUGGGAUCGAUGUUUCAAUAUUGGAAGCGCUUUGAUUUACAGCAGCUGCAGCGAGAACUCGAUGCCACAGCAACAGUAUUGGCCAACCGACAAGAUGAAAGUGAAGAGUCGAGAAAAAAACUUAUUGAACAAAGCCGUGAGUUCAAGAAAAACACACCAGAGGAUCUGCGUAAACAGGUAGCCCCAUUGCUGAAGAGUUUCCAAGCUGAGAUUGAUGCAUUAAGCAAAAGAAGUAAAGAAGCAGAGGCAGCUUUUUUGAAUGUGUACAAGAGAUUAAUUGAUGUUCCAGAUCCUGUUCCUGCCCUGGAUCUGGGACAGCAGCUUCAAUUAAAAGUACAGCGUAUGCAUGACAUUGAAACUGAAAACCAGAAACUGAGAGAAACCCUCGAGGAGUACAACAAGGAAUUUGCUGAAGUUAAAAAUCAAGAGGUCACAAUAAAAGCACUAAAGGAAAAGAUCCGAGACUAUGAGCAGACCUUGAAGAGAGAAGCUGAAACCAUAGCACUUGAGAAAGAGCAGAAGUUGCAGAAUGAUUUUGCAGAAAAAGAGAGGAAGCUGCAGGAAACCCAGAUGUCUACGGCCUCGAAACUGGAAGAAGCGGAAAACAAGGUUCAGCUUUUGCAGACAACACUGGAGAAAACGCAGACCGAGUUGUUUGACUUGAAAACCAAGUAUGAUGAGGAAACAACUGCAAAGGCUGAUGAAGUUGAGAUGAUUAUGACAGAUCUGGAACGAGCCAAUCAGAGGGCAGAGGUGUCUCAGAGAGAAGCAGAGGCCUUACGGGAGCAGCUUUUAUCUGCUAAUAAAUCUCUGCAGCUUGCCACACAAAUCCAGAAAGCUCCAGACGUGGAGCAAGCAGUAGAGGUGCUAUCACGGUCCAGUCUGGAGGUGGAACUAGCUGCAAAGGAACGAGAAAUAGCACAGCUUGUGGAGGAUGUGCAGCGACUGCAGGCCAGUCUUAGCAAACUCCGUGAGAAGUCGACCAGCCAGAUAUCUCAACUUGAGCAACAACUCAGUUCAAAGAACAGCACACUGAAACAACUUGAGGAAAAACUGAAGGGACAAGCAGACUAUGAUGAAAUGAAAAAAGAGCUGACUAUCCUGAAGUCCAUGGAGUUCACAUCAACAGAAGGUUCAGGAUCACAGGAUGCCUCUAAGCCCCUUGAGGUGUUGCUUCUCGAGAAGAAUCGCACUCUGCAGUCUGAGAAUGCUACCUUACGUAUCACCAACAGCGACCUGAGUGGGUCGGCCAAGAGAAAAGGGAAAGACCACCCUGAGAACCAACGCCCUACAGCCUCGCCAUCCUCCCCUCCUUCCCAUUUGCUGCGAAGCAGCGGGGAACUGGCUUCUAGUACUAAUGGUACACACCAGUUUUCACCGACGGGUUUGAGUCAAGACUUUUACAGCUCAUCCCUGGGAAACUCAACCUUACCCCUGGCCUCAUCAGGAAAAUUUGCACUAAAUUCUCUCCUACAGCGUCAGCUAAUGCAGUCUUUCUACUCCAAAGCAGUUCUUGAAGCAGGGAGCACAAAUAUGCUUUUCCCAACAGGUCACUAUAGCACAAACUCCAUAUCUUCCCCAAGUCCAUUACAGCAAAACCAGGAUCUCAAUGGCAUGGUGCCAUCGCCUUGCCAGUCAGAAAGUGCUGGCAGUGUUUCGGAGGGAGAGGAGAUCGACACAGCAGAAAUUGCACGUCAGGUGAAAGAGCAGUUGAUCAAGCACAAUAUUGGACAAAGGAUAUUUGGACAUUAUGUUCUUGGACUGUCACAAGGCUCUGUAAGUGAAAUAUUGGCCCGUCCAAAGCCGUGGAAUAAACUGACUGUCCGUGGCAAAGAGCCCUUCCACAAAAUGAAGCACUUCCUUUCAGAUGAGCAGAACAUCUUGGCCCUACGUAGCAUCCAAGGCAGACAAAGGGAGAAUCCAGGCCAGAACCUGAGCAGGGUAUUUCAGGAAGUAUCGAAACGAAGAAAUGGGCAUGAAGGUAACAUCACAACGCGGAUUAGAACUUCAGAGACUGGUUCUGAUGAAGCCAUCAAAUCUAUUUUAGAACAGGCCAAAAGAGAGCUCCAAGUACAGAAAUGUGCUGAGCCUGCACGGCCCAUGUCUGCAUCAGGUAGUGGCAGUUCAGAUGACACCAUUCGGUCAAUCUUGGAACAAGCACGUCGUGAAAUGGAGGCUCAGCAAGCUGCACUUGAACCUGUUCUGAAGGCCACACCCAUCUCUCAGCCUGACAUUCCUGUCUUAUCUACAAAACUACUGUCCACUUCUACAGUAUCUUCAGUUAGUACAUACCCUGCCUUGGCCACAUCAUUAAAGAAGCCCCCUAUUCAGGAAACUUUGCAGAUAAAUUCUGGAAUAAAAAAAGAGUACCAUGAAACACCAGCUCUGGAACUCCAUGGGAUCAAUGAGUCUUCUCAUUGUAUGCUUAAACAUACUAAAAGUGAACUAGGGCAAGGUAGCAGUUGGAAGGACCACUGGUGGAACACUGUUCAGCAUGAGCAGCAUCGAAGAAAUGCUGUUCCUUUAGAGGAUAGAAGGAUUGAAGACAUUAACAGUGGAAAGGACAAGUUAAGUAAUCAGUGCAGAACAGAGCGUAGUCAGUUGCAAGGGCCUUUAUCCUCAGAGUAUUGGAAAGAUUGGCCAAAUGUUGAAUCCCCAUAUUCUCAAGGUUCUGAAUUGAGUAUGACUGGUGCUAGUCGAAGUGAGACUCCACAGAAUAGCCCUCUUCCUUCUUCUCCUGUUGUUCCCAUCACAAAGCCAGCCAAGCCUUCUGUCCCACCUCUGACUCCAGAGCAAUAUGAAAUUUAUAUGUAUCAAGAGGUGGACACGAUAGAGCUUACCCGGCAAGUGAAGGAGAAAUUAGCAAAAAAUGGUAUCUGCCAAAGGAUUUUUGGUGAAAAGGUUCUAGGUCUGUCACAGGGUAGCGUCAGUGAUAUGUUGUCUAGACCAAAGCCAUGGGGUAAACUGACCCAGAAAGGCCGUGAGCCCUUUAUUCGAAUGCAGUUAUGGCUGAAUGGUGAGCUUGGGCAAAGUGUUCUCCCUUCUCAAGGACAGCUGCAAGAACAAGAAAACACUCCAAAGACAUCUGCCAGCUGCAGUCCUGCUCCAGAAUCUCCUAUGAGCUCUAAUGAAUCUGUGAAGAGUCUUACAGAGUUGGUGCAACUUCCGUGCCCUCCUUUAGAUGGCUGUAAGGAAGAAAAACAGGUGGACUCAAGUGAUGCAUCUGUUACAGAUUCCCAGUCAAAUACACCUGUGCCAGUUGCUGGUAACUCUUCACUUAGCAUUCAGGAACUGGUAGCAAUGUCAUCAGAGCUUGACACUUACAGUAUAACAAAGAGAGUAAAGGAGGUGUUAACAGACAACAACCUUGGUCAGCGUCUGUUUGGAGAAACUAUAUUGGGUCUUACCCAGGGCUCAGUUUCUGACCUUUUGGCAAGGCCUAAACCCUGGCACAAACUAAGCCUGAAAGGAAGGGAGCCUUUUGUCCGCAUGCAGCUAUGGCUGAAUGACCCCAACAAUGUAGAAAAGUUAAUGGAUAUGAAACGAAUGGAAAAGAAAGCUUAUAUGAAACGACGCCACAGUUCUGUAAGUGAAAGUCAACCAUGUGAUGCCCCCUCAGUCGGGAUUGACUACAGCCAGGGUGCUAGCCCACAGCCACAGCAUCAGCUCAAGAAACCACGAGUAGUACUGGCACCAGAAGAGAAAGAGGCACUGAAGCGUGCUUACCAGCAGAAGCCAUACCCCUCACCAAAAACUAUUGAGGAGCUUGCUUCUCAGCUGAAUCUUAAAACGAGUACUGUUAUCAACUGGUUUCACAAUUACAGAUCCCGUAUUCGAAGAGAACUAUUUAUUGAAGAAAUUCAAGCAGGAAAUCAGGGGCAGACAGGAGCCAGUGACUCCCCUUCAGCAAGGGGGGGUAGAACAGGCCAUGGUUCUGAAGGAGACAGCUGUGAUGGAGUGGACACAGAAGGCUCAUGUGACGGAAAGCCAGGGAUUUUGGGAAUGGAUGACUGCAGUUCUGAAGAUAUGAAAACUCAUGUGGGGUCAUUGGACUCAGCAUUUGAAGAAAGAGAUGAAUCAGAUCAGGAUACCAGACCUUCUGAGACGAUGGAAUCCUUUCAUUUGGGAAAGGAAUGUGUAGAUAAUGUGAAGGAUGAUGAUAAUCCUAAAGUACCAAGUCAGAAAUCUCUCCCUGAAUCUCAGAACAUGGGAGUGCCUGAGACGACUGUCAGUCACCCAGCAACAGAAGAAAAUGCAUCUGCUGCCUCCAAUUUACUUCCAACAGUGGAAGCUUUUCAAGAGUCAAAAGAACGUUCACAUGAUGUCUCCAGCAUGCCAAGUACAAGUUCAGCAAGGAGUGCUGGCUCACAUAAGGCAGAUGCAAUACAGAGCUUAUUCACUUUUUCAGAGUCUGCUGGCUCAAGGAACACAAGGGAUAAUAGCCUCAGGAAAAAGAAGGCUGCCAAUUUAAACAACAUUAUUCAUCGCCUGGAGAAGGUUGCAAGUCGAGAAGAACCCACUGAGUGGGAAUUUUGAAACAGAAUUAUCCUUUCUGUGACAAGAGGGAAAAUUAAUAUAAUGAACAUUUACUUUGUUGUUGAGCACUUAAUGCCCUGCAGGCCACAGGGCAAAAACACCAUAGGCCAAGGUGCAUAUAUAAAACAAUAUAGAAGCAUUAAUGCCCAGUUUAAUGUUGCAUUUUUGAGGAAGUAAAACUGAAGUGCGUGGUCAAGUUUUUGUACCCUCAAACGUUUUUUCGUAUUGUCCCACAAGUGAUUUUUUUCCACAUUUCCUUGGAUAACUGUUACAGUUUUGCCUUCAGCCCUCAAAUAUGUGGGUAGAAAAAUAACUGAAAAGCCCCUCACAUUAAAAAAAGAGGGUUUUAAACUGCCAUCUAAUGGCCGCAGAGCUGUAUUACACUAUUAACUUCUUAAGCCAAGAAAAAAGUUGGAGGUUUAAAAAAAAAUGAAAAACUGAUUUUGUAGCAGUUAAGUUGCCACUAAGAGAUUGCACAGUCAUUUGACUCUAAACACACUAGUUUGAAUUCCUCAAUAUUUUCAAAAAAUAGUGCUGUCUGAAACUUUAAAUGAAAAAAAAGAACACAUUUAGUCCACAUAUUUUUUUGGAAAAGAAAGGUCACAUCAGGAAAAAAUCCUUAAUUUGUGGUAGCUGAUCUAGUGUUUUCUUGUAAAUUGAAUUAGACUAUUGACAGUAGUGCACAUUGUUUCAUAGCUUUAACCGACUUUGGUCAUUUUGACCAGAGUUUGUUUUAAUACACUCCAUUUUAGGCCAAAUCAGGACAAAAAAAUGAGAAUCUAGGUGUUUUAUAACCAGCUUUUUAACCUCUUAACCACAGAGCACGCUGAUCAGACCUCAUAUUGGGGGUGGUUUGAAGUGCACGUUGGAACCAAGACUUGUAUUUGUGGGUAUGAGUUUAGGUAGCAUUCUUUGUAUUACCUCUUUGUAUAUACAUGUGUAUAUAUUUGUAAUUUGGUUCAAAACAUGUUGGUAUACAUUGAACAUAGUAUUUUUAAGGAAUAGCUCAGGAUCUGCCUGCUUACGUAACCCUUUAUAUUCCAGUUUAACCCCUUAAUUUUUGGUGACCUCUUAUUUCUGACUUUACUGUCCAUCAUAACAGCAAAAGAGUGUUUAAUACAUUUCUAACAGGAAUCUUUGUUAAAAAGAAAUAAUAUGAGGUGAACAAAAUGUUGCAAUUAUACAGAAUAUUUAAAGCCAAAAAUUUUUUUUUCUUUUUUCCAUAAAUACAAUUAUUUUGUGGCAGUUUUGCACAUCCACUAAGUCAGGUCACA
This is a messenger RNA of Protopterus annectens (West African lungfish), 5856 nucleotides long. RefSeq names its product cut like homeobox 1 (gene CUX1). The transcript is spliced from 23 exons. Gene Ontology annotation, cellular component: Golgi membrane. Gene Ontology annotation, biological process: intra-Golgi vesicle-mediated transport; regulation of DNA-templated transcription. Gene Ontology annotation, molecular function: DNA binding; DNA-binding transcription factor activity, RNA polymerase II-specific. The record is from RefSeq and is a predicted model, not a curated record. Lineage: Eukaryota; Metazoa; Chordata; Ceratodontiformes; Protopteridae. Bases 35 to 4582 code for a protein of 1515 amino acids.